This is a messenger RNA of Cololabis saira (Pacific saury), 2419 nucleotides long. It is a transcript of the gene kcnj4, whose product is annotated as potassium inwardly rectifying channel subfamily J member 4. The record is from RefSeq and is a predicted model, not a curated record. Gene Ontology annotation, cellular component: plasma membrane. NCBI's taxonomy places the organism in Eukaryota, Metazoa, Chordata, Actinopteri, Beloniformes, Belonidae. The transcript has 4 exons. The coding region runs from base 442 to 2064 and encodes 540 amino acids. Gene Ontology annotation, biological process: regulation of monoatomic ion transmembrane transport; potassium ion import across plasma membrane. Gene Ontology annotation, molecular function: inward rectifier potassium channel activity.
GUGUAUGAGUUCGCACAGGAGAGUGCACACAGCCAGGAUUAUAAUCAGUGAAGGAGGAAGCGGAGGACAAUAAAGGAUUAAAAGAGACACACAACCAGAAGAAAGCAAAGAAUAAGCAAUGAAGGAGAGAGUGAAAGAAGAAAGUAAAAGGCUGGAUCAUACGCUGCUUUAAUCUAAGGAUGUGGGAGCUUUCCCCUAAAAAGUGGAAUUUUGGAAAGUAACUUUUAUUGUUUUUUCAUGUGAGGGGUUCAUACUGUAACCAAGAAACAACUACUUAUUCAUCAAUGAGAAAGCAGAGCUUCUGCAUCUUCUGGAGGGGGGAAACAUAAGUGGUCUUCUCAGUGCUGUGAACACCACAUCGUCAGCGCAGACCUGUAAUGUGUGGAAGCGGACCAGAGUCGGCCCGUCCACAGCGGCCCCUUCCCAGUGAUCACUGGUGCCAUGGGAACAAGUAACAGGUACAGCAUUGUGUCAGAUAUCCUACCAGAGGAGGAACUGCAGAAGAUUUCGAGUUUAGCGCUCCGUAACGGCACCAGUUCUCCCAAAGUCCAACAGCACCGCGACUCAGAAGGAGGGGACAGUAGGAGGAGGUCUGGAGCCUCCGCUGCCGUGCCCAGCGCAAGGGGACAAAGAGGGAUGAACCACUACAACGGGAAGAUUCUGACAAGGGGCUCCAACCAGAUACGGAGCCGUUUUGUUAAGAAAAAUGGACAGUGCAAUGUUUUAUUCACUAACAUGGAGGAAAGGAGGCAGCGCUUCCUCGCAGAUAUCUUCACCACAUGUGUGGACAUCCGCUGGAGGUAUCUGCUGCUUCUAUUCUGCACCAGUUUCAUGGUAUCCUGGCUGUUCUUUGGCAUAAUAUUUUAUAGCGUUGCCCUGGCUCAUGGGGACUUUGAGGAGUCGACUACUCCUAAAGGUGAUGAAUUGGUAGUAGGAGGGCUGCAUGGACCCACCUCUGGACACACAGCUGGAGGACAGACACAAAGAAUGCCUUGCAUACUUCACGUCCAGGGGUUUGUUGGGGCACUGCUGUUCUCUAUGGAGACUCAGACCACUAUUGGCUACGGCUGGCGCUGUGUUACUGAGGAAUGUCCUGUAGCUGUGAUAACGGUGGUAAUCCAGUCCAUCGUAGGUUGCAUAAUUGACUCCUUCAUGAUUGGCACCAUCAUGGCCAAGAUGGCUCGGCCAAAGAAGAGGAACCAGACCCUCGUGUUCUCAAAAAAUGCUGUCAUCUCCAUGCGUGAUGGCAAGCUGUGCCUCAUGUGGAGAGUGGGCAACCUGCGGAAGAGCCAACUCGUGGAGGCUCAUGUCCGUGCCCAGCUCAUUCGUUCGUAUGUCACAGCUGAGGGUGAGUUCAUCCCCUUGGAGCAGAUGGACCUCAACGUGGGCUACGAUGAGGGCACAGACAGACUGUUUCUAGUAUCUCCGCUUGUUAUAAUUCAUGAGAUAGAUAAAGACAGCCCUUUGUACACUUUAAGCCGAGCUGAUCUGGAAACAGAUGACUUUGAGGUUGUUGUGAUAUUGGAGGGAAUGGUGGAGGCCACAGCCAUGACCACCCAGUUUCGUAGUUCCUACCUUGCCAGAGAGAUCUUCUGGGGUCACAGGUUUGAGCCUGUGAUUUAUGAGGACCGGGACCGCUACAAGGCAGACUAUUCUCGCUUCCACAAGACUUACGAGGUGCCAUCAACACCCCAUAUGAGCGCCAAAGAGCUUGACGAAGCUGCAAGCCGGCCCUCGUCUGCUGCAUCUCCUGUAUCACCUCAUAGAUCCACACAAAACUUAAUCCCACGGUCCCUGAGCGCCUUCUGCUACGAGAAUGAGGUCUCACUGAGCUGUGGAGAGGAGGAGGAAGACACAUUUGGCUCCUCUCACACUGUAGGAAAGGAGGACCGGAGGACUUCAGUAGACUUCCAAAAUAUGUUCCAGGACACGGCGACCAUGACCUCCGGCAGUCAUAGUGUCAUGUGUGUUCUAGAUAUGGACAACAACCAGAUGGAGUUUGACAUCCUACAAACAGCCAUUCCUCUCGAUCCAGUGACCUAUAAAAGCGAGCAAGAGACCUAAAGAUUGGAAAGAGGGUUCAUCUUUUGCCCCUGAAGCCUCUUUUGCCUUUCCAGUGUUGUUUUAUACGUAUUUCUUUCUCCUCAUGACACAUUAAAACUUUGAUUUUCCUACAUAACCUUUGGCACCAAUGGCUGCAGUCCUGGAAGGGCCAAAAACAAUCAACCACCCUAACUCCUAAAGAGGACAAGCUUUUUUUAACAAAGCAUCAAAAGACUUUUGGCUCCUUUUGAUUAUGAUUUCAUAACCAAAGUACGGUAGCACAAUCACAGAAAAACUUGAGUCAUGCUUUAGCAUCUGUGUAUAUUUAGCACAGCUUAAAAUGAUCAUAGAAAAAUAUAUUUUUCAUUAAACACAG